This is a messenger RNA of Lentinula edodes (shiitake mushroom), 2553 nucleotides long. RefSeq lists its product as uncharacterized. The record is from RefSeq and is a predicted model, not a curated record. The transcript is spliced from 3 exons. The coding region runs from base 1 to 2553 and encodes 850 amino acids. Lineage: Eukaryota; Fungi; Basidiomycota; Agaricomycetes; Agaricales; Omphalotaceae.
AUGCCAUCACUACCUCAAGAACUAUGGCUUCGCAUUGCGAAACUUGCGUUCGCUGAUCUUACUUCUCUUGCUUUAUGUUCUUCUGAACAUACAGGCCCUUCAAAUGAAUGUCUAUAUCAUUCUCUCCAGUUUCCCACCCCAGAUGUCUUCCACGACAGAUGUCUAACAUGGGAGACCCAAGGGAGUCGUGUUUUCCACCUAGUUCGCAAAAUAUCCCUAGGAAAAAUACAGACGCACGAUGAUAGCGACGCUACCUCGCAUUCUUCGUAUCGUUACGACUUGCUCCUAAACUGGGCUACUUUCUCUAUUCGCUUUUCUCACUUCCGCAACCUCAACGUUAUCACCAUCGUUGGUGUACGAAUUCGGGAUGACAUGUUUCCCAUGUUGGAGGCACUAUCACAACUUACUGUGUUGUCUCUUGAACGUGUUUGUGUACAUGCUGCUACCAAUCAGCUUUCCUUUCGCUCCUCCUCCAUUCGAGACCUAUCAUUGAUCUGCACCUGUUGGCAUGACCAGAACCGAAUGGCGCUGCUUAUAAACGGUUGCCUCCUAUGUCAAAAUUUGACAUUAACGUGGAACACCUCCUACUACAGCGCCAUUCGAACGCUCCACCCUUCUGACCUGCUUAACUAUCGAAGACUCGCCAUCGAUGUCACCGGUUUCGAUUGGCCUUCCGACUCUUCAGCAGACAGUCAUCGUGCAACUUUCGCUACUUUCAUUCAGAGCUUUCGGAACAUCACUUCUUUGGUGCUUUCUGGUGACACGCCCAUUUUCAACACGACGGAUUUUAAUCCGACUCACUUUUGUGAGCAUCUAGGUUUGUUCACCGGUCCGCUACUUUUCAUGAGCGCGCUGCACCCGUUGCGGGGCCUACGCUGCGUCCGUUUAACAGACCUUGAUUUAUAUGACAACAACACCUUUAUCAACUUUCCUACGACCUUUUCGUGGACCACAUUGCGUAUUCACACAUAUAUGUGGGAUGAAGACGUUCUGAAACAUUUACUGCAAUGCUCGCACUCAUUGGCAACUCUAACUCUUAUCAUGGCAGAUGAUGACAUUGAAUGGACUGAUGUUUUUAACUUCGUGUUGUCGGUCCUCAACAGCAGACCAAAUUUGACGAAAUUGGAAAUCAACGCGUCUAUUACGCCGAUGGAAUGGCCUUCACCCUUUGUGCCCCUCCCAUUGCAACGUUCUGUUUACAAUGUCGUUCUAAAUCACGUUCAGGCUCUUCGCGAGGGUUAUCCCGCUUCUCAACUCCUCCUACUUGUUCACGGUAGCACUGGCUCCGGAAAGUCAACGAUGGUUGCCGCCUUAUUCGAUUUCAUUUCUAUUAACCAUUCUCCGACCCUUGCAUUCAAAGGCGCGGCUACUAAUCACGGUGCUGCUUUGAUAGGAGGUGUACCCAUGACUUGCAUUCCUCACUCUUCUACCAUGGAUUGUGGACAAGAAUACUUCUUCAUCGACGUAGCCAACGCCCUGGAUGUUAAUGUUCUGUCAGGCCUGUCACGCCAGCUGAACAACAUUCACAAUACGCCCUCGUCCAUUUUCGGUCGCAAGAACAUCAUUCUAUUCGCGGAUUUCUUCCAAAGUCCUCCUCCACAGAAUCGAUUCAAUGCCAUCUGGUGCCUUGACGAAUCGGUGGACUUCUUGACCCGUCCUUUUUUGUCGAACGUACUAUGGCUGAAUAGCGAACCACUGGCUCUUCUGCCACAUUCUGGCUUUCUGGAUAGAAUUCGUUUGGAUGCUCUUCAUACGGAUGACCUUCUUCAUCAGAACAAACACAACGUUGACCCCUCGACUUUUGUUGGCAACCAUGCCCAUGAAAACUUCGCGAUCAUUACCCCUUCUUCUUAUCGAUGCAAACUAUUCAACUACGUACUUCCUAUCCACGCAGCUACCACACUCGGUACCACUUUAUAUAUUCUAAAUGCGUCUGAUACGGUGUCCUUUUCCGUCGGAGCUACCUUAUCCUCAGCUGACUUAACAAACCUCAAGGCCGACAUUGCCAACUGUGGGGAAAUUCCUGGCAGAAUGGCUAUCUAUAUUGGCAUGCCUUGCUCGUUAAUCAUUGACUCCACACCCGUAUGGGGUUUUAUCUUUGAUAUUCAACUCGAUUCCCGCGAGGACGUGCUAUUGCCUAGGCCAACCACACUUGAGCUCAGCUUUCCGCCUACAUGCGUAACAAUCAAGGUCGCGAACGAGGUCCUACUACACAACCCUGAUUUACUACCCACUCUUCACCUGCAACCUGUACAACGUCGUUACGACUGGUUUGUGGAUGACAAUCAAGGAGUUAUGGGCUACGUCGUUAGGCAGCAAAUACCGAUUAAGCCCAGGUUGGCCAUGUUGGAGGAAGACUGUGAGGGUCAAAUAUUCGAUCACCUGUUGCUCGACACUGAGGACGGGAUGGAAAGUGUACGCAGUUUUUAUAUGGUGGCUAGUAGGGUUCGCGAUCCGAAUUCGCUCGCAUUCACAAAAAAAAUUGACAAACUUGCUCAUGUUGACUGGCUUCAUUCGUUGCGACAAACCAUCCUGCAAUUACAAUACUUGUAA